CACCAUCAGGGCCACUCCAAUUUUACUGAAAUUUCAAGGAAAGAGUAAUGAAACAAAUGCUUUUUUUAGUGUAACGCUGAACACAAUAAAUGAGGCCUCUCCCUACUUAGUAGACUUUUCCAUAGUAAUUGAGACUUGUGUGUGGACCACUCAGUCACUGGUUUGUUUUCAAAAUAAGCAAUAAUACCUCUGCAAAUCUCUUCUCUAAAUACUGCGUUUUCUUUCUUGUGCCUUAUUCACUAUUCUUCAUCGUCAUUCCCUAGCUUCAACAUACUUGCUUUGUCAAUAUGGCUGCUGAACUGGUUGCUGGUGCUUUGCUCUCUGCUUCGCUUCAGGUUCUGUUUGAGCGGCUGACCUCUGUGGAGAUACCCCAGCUGUUUCAAGGAAAGAAACCCAUUCUCAAGUUGCUAGACCGGCUGAACACUAGGCUGUUAUCAGCUAAAGAGCUGCUCAAUGAUGCUGAGGAGAAGCAACUUGGAAAUGAGAGUGUGAAGAAGUGGCUUUUCAAGCUUCAAGAUGUCAUCUAUGAAGCCGGUGACUUGGUGGAUAGGAUUGACUGUGAAGCUCUGCUAUCCAAGCUUGGAGAUGAUCAAUCCUGCAGCAGCGCAAGCAAGGUAUUUCACCAACUGAAAUCUAUGUCACCUUUCUUGUCCACAUUUGAUAAAACUGUACAAUGUGAUGCCACUGAGAUCCUUCUUAAGCUAGAUGAUCUUCUUGAUCAAAAGGAUGCUCUUGGCCUUAGAGAAGGUCCUCAAAACAAACCUUUGCAAAGGCCACCUGCUCCUUUAGUAGAACAAUCUGAUGUUUAUGGGAGGGAUGGUGAGAAGAAAGUGAUUGUUGAACAGUUGCUAAAAGAUGAUGUUGAGGGUGGUCAUAGGAUUUCUGUCAUCCCAAUUUUCGGGAUGGGUGGUGUUGGCAAAACAACUCUAGCUCAGCUUGUUUAUGAUGAUGAUCGAGUGCAGAAACAUUUUGAACUAAAAGUGUGGGUUACUGUGUCAGAUGAGUUUGAUAUUUCGAAGAUAACAAAAGAAAUAUUUGAGGGAGUCACUUCCAACAAAUGUGAUAUCGAGAACUCUGAUGAACUUCGAAGAAAAUUGAAGGAAGCAUUGCAUGGGAAGAAAUUUCUGUUUGUUCAUGAUGAUGUUUGGAAUGAGUCUUAUUCUCUGUGGGACACUUUAAAGAGUUGUUUUAACUCUGGAGCACAAGGAAGUAAAAUUAUUGUGACUACCCGAAGCACAACUGUCGCCUCUACUAUGGCCACCGGGCAGAUUCAUCAUCUACAAACAUUGUUGGAUGAAGAUUGUUGGCAAUUAUUCGUCAAACAUGCUUUUGGAAAUAGCUUUGAUCUCAAUGACUACCAAAAUCUGCAAGUAAUUGGCAGGAAAAUAGUGGCCAAGUGCAAAGGUCUUCCUUUGGCAAUAAAAUCUCUUGGUGGACUAUUGCGCUCAGAACGAAAUUCUGAAAAGUGGGAAGACGUACUUAAUAGCCAUACGUGGGAGGAGUUGUACAAAAAGGAAGGUUCCAUUCUACCAGCUUUGUGGUUAAGCUAUCGUCACUUACCUGCACAUCUCAAGCAAUGCUUUGCAUAUUGCUCCAUAUUUCCCAAAGAUUAUCAUUUUGAAAGAGAAAAAUUGAUUUUGUUGUGGAUGGCAGAAGGAUUUUUGCAAUUCGAAAAAAGACAUAAAAAGAUGGAACAUCUUGGAGAGGAAUACCUCUGUGAUCUUUUAUCAAGGUCAUUCUUUCAACAGUCAAGUAAGAAUAAAUCCUUUCUCCAAAUGCAUGACCUCGUACAUGAUCUAGCCAUGCUUGUAUCAGAUGAUUUUUGUUUCAGGUUAGAUUUGAGUAAUGAUGUACAUGGCCUGUCAACAAAGAUUCGUCAUUUGUCAUAUAGGACAGGAACCUAUGAUCUCAACACGCUUGAGUGUUUGAGUAAAGCAAAUUGUUUGCGUACCUUUCUAGCAGUACCAUUCGAGUGGCAUCAUACAACAUUUAUUUCAUACGAUAUGUUGUUUACAACUGGAAGUUGUUUAAGAGUUCUGUCUUUGAAUCAAUCUUCUAUCAAGGUGAUACCUGAUUCAAUCGGCAAUCUAAAGCAUUUAAGGUAUUUGGACUUGUCUAACACUGAAAUUGAAGAGCUACCUGAUUCAAUUUGUUCUCUGUACAAUUUACAAACUCUGUUACUUUCAAAAUGUAGAGAUCUUUGUCAAUUACCAAAGGAUAUGGGAAGCUUAAUCAACUUGCGAUAUCUAGAAAUUGAUGGUACACCUUUGAAAGAGUUACCACAAGAAAUUAGUAAUAUGAAACACUUGUAUUUCUUAUCCAAUAUGGUUUUGAGUGAUAGAAAUAGUGCAGGCUGCAAAAUGAAAAAGGUGGGGAAGCUUGACAAUUUGCGUUGCAUUUCGGGGUUGGAAAAUGUUGUCAAUGCAAGAGAAGCUUCACAAGCCAAUUUGAAGGAAAAGAAGGGCCUUUCAAAACUGAGUUUGAGCUGGAAUGAUAAUGCUGGUGUGGCUGAUAGUUCCCAAAAAGAAAAGAACAUACUUGAUGUACUUCGACCCCAUACAAACUUGGAACAUCUUGAGAUCGAAAGAUACAGAGGUACAACAUUCUCAGACUGGGUUGGAGACUCUGCAUUUUCCAAUUUAGUAUCAGUCAGCUUAGUGGAUUGUAAAAAUUGUUGUGUUUUACCACCACUUGGACAACUAGUCUUUCUCAAAAAUCUGCUCAUCUGUAGAUGUGAUAGUGUGAUCUCAAUAGGUGAUGAGAUUCCUCAUCACAAGGGUCCUCUAUUCUGUUGUCUUGAAGAGUUGAGGAUUUACAAUAUGUUGGAGUGGAAAGAUUGGUCCUUUAGCAGUGAAGUUGUUAUGCAAGAAGGUCAACUAUUCCCUCUUCUUAAAAAACUAUCACUGUCUUGUUGUCCCAAGCUUAGUGUUGGCUUACCUGCUUGUCUACCAUCCUUGGAACUUGUCAAUAUCAAUAGUUGUGAAAAAAUGGUGACUUUGCUCCCAAGAACUCAACAUAUCUUUGAAGCCCCUCCCUCUCUGGUCUCUCUCUCUAUUACCAAUUGUCCAGUAUUGGAAUCCCUUCUUGAUUGGGGACCAAACUCGAAAGUAAAGAGGCUUGUAUUAGGGCAAACAAAAACGCUUUUUGAGAAUCGCAAGCAGUGGGAUCUGCAUAGACUGUCAUGUUUAGAAUCCUUUUCUAUCAGUUGGUUCGAAGAUGAAUCCUUUCCCAACGCGGGGCUCCUUCCAACCACUUUGACUGCUCUUGAGAUUUGGUAUGCUAGCAACCUUGAAACCCUAAACGGCAAGGCCCUUCAACAACUCACCUCGCUUACAAAAUUGUCUAUUUAUAAUUGCCAAAGCCUCCGGUGCUUGCCGGAAGAAGGGUUGCCCAUUUCUCUUUCUCAUGUGAAGAUAUGGAAUUGUGAACAAAUGGUGGUUUUGCUCCCGAGAACCCAACAGAACGCCACCGGCCUUCCCUCUCUUGUCUUUCUCUCGAUUAAAGAGUGUCCGGUGUUGGAAUCGCUUCUGGAUUGGGGGUCACACCCAAAACUUAAGAGGCUUGCAUUAGAGAAUUGCGCAACACUUUUUGAGAAUCGUAAGCAAUGGGGUCUGCAUCGACUCUCCUGUUUAGAAAUGGUGAGAAUCUCUCGAUGGGAAGAUGAUUCUUUUCCUGACGAGGGAUUCUUUCCGACCACUCUGAAUACACUUCAGAUUUUUGAUAGUUGCAACCUUGAAACCCUAAACGGCAAUGCCCUUCAACAACUUACCUCUCUUGCAGCCAUGGAGAUUGACAAGUGUGGAAAGCUGCGGUGCUUGCCAGAACAAGGGCUGCCCACUUCCCUUUCAUCAUUACACAUCAAUGGAUGUCCUUUACUAAAGCAACGCUGUGAGAAAGGAGGUGAAGAUUGGCCUAAGAUUCAGCACAUCGAUCGUGUGGUGGUGGAUUAUAAACGUAUCAGUUAGAUGCCCCAAUGAUCUAAAGCUAUGGCUCUUGUGAUAGAUAUCAUGUAUUUGUGACUGAUGUGACUACUGUGAUUGCAUUUGCCUUUGCCUUUGCUUGAGAAGUGACUCAGUGUAGACUACUGUGGCAAUUUGGAUGGUAUGAGCUAUGUUGUCAUAUUGAUUGUAUUUGCUUGAGAAGUGAAGCUUUAAAAUCUAUGAAGAAAACCCAAGAACAUGAAGAUAUGUUGACAUUGAUACAAAUGCCAAUGCAAUUAUGCUUGUUGGGAAUGAAUCGUCAAGAUUUUGGCAUUUCAAAAGAUAUUGCAACCGAAGCCAACGAAGUUCUAACAGUGACAAGGAACCUGGAUUUGAAAGUGAGAAAGCUGGAAAACCACUGAAAUAGGUGGCUGCAUAUGAUAUGAUGAAAUCAUAAUGGCAGUUUGUUGGAGGCUCGAACGAUGUGCAAACCAGGUGCUCCUCAGCCUGAAGUUGCAGAAGGUAUCGGUCUUAAAGAAGCACUGAGUUGGUUACAGCAGCAGCCGUAUAGGAAGGUGGUACUCGAAACUGAUUGUUUGGUGUUGGUUCAAGCAAUUCGUCAUUGCUUGACUGCUGGCAGUGCACCACUGCUCUCUUAUUUCGGAAGGCUUGUUGAGGAUUGUAAGAAUUUGAUGUUGACUCUUCCUUUAGUUUCCUUGCGUUUUAUAAAACGAUCUGCCAAUAGGGUCGCUCAUUGUUUAGCAAGAGCGUCUUAUUUUAUCUCUGAUCGUAUGUUUUAUGGGAGUGAUAUUCCUAGUGUUGUUAAGGAUGCUUUGUUAUUUGAUCUGGUUUAAUAAAGCUUUUACCUUAUUCAAAAAAAAAAAAAAAAUUAAAGAACUACCUGAAUCAGUUUGUACUUUGUACAAUUUACAGACUUUAUUGUUAUUGGGGUGUGCAAGGCUUUGUCAAUUACCAAAGAAGAUGGGAAGCUUAAUCAACUUGCGAUAUCUAGAGAUCGGUGGUGUAUGUCUGAAGGAGUUUCCCCAAGAAAUUGGUAAUAUGAAGCACUUGUAUAUUUUAUCCGAUGUUGUUUUGAGCGAUGGAAAUAGUGGAGGAUUUAAAAUGAAAAAGGUAGCAGAGCUUGAGAAUUUACGGUGCAUUUCGGGGUUGGAAAAUAUUAGCGAUGCAAGAGAAGCUUUAGAGGCUAAUUUGAAGGCUAAGAAAGGUCUUUCAAAAUUGACUUUGAGCUGGAAUGGUAAUGCUGGCGUGGCUGAUAGUUCGCAAAAAGAAAAGGAUAUACUUGAUGCACUUGAACCCCAUGCAAACUUGGAGCAUCUUGGUAUUGAAAAUUACAGAGGUACAACAUUGUAGACUCUGCAUUUGUUAAUUUAGUAUCAAUCUGCAUUGUCAAUUGUAAGAAUUGUUGUAUUUUACCCCCACUUGGACAGCUAGCGUGUCUCAAAAAUCUUAAAAUUGAAGGAUGUGAUAGCGUGAUCUCAAUAGGUGAUGAGAUUCCGCUAUUUAGUUGUCUAGAAACGCUAGAGAUCUACGAUAUGUUGGAGUGGAAAGAUUGGUCAUUUAGUAUUGAAGCCAUGCAGCAAGGUCAAAUAUUCCCUCUUCUUAAAAGACUUAGUCUGUCUAACUGUCCAAAGCUUAAUGUUGCCUUACCUGGUUAUCUUCCAUCCUUGUGUUAUGUCGAUAUAAUUCGUUGUGAACAAAUGGUGGUUUGGCUCCCGAGAACUCAACAGACUGUCACAACCCAUCUCUCUCGUGUAUAUGUAUGUAUAGACAAUUGGCCAUUGUUGGAAUCUCUUCUACACUGGGGAUCACACUUGAAAGUAAGGAGUCUUCAAUUGGAGUAUUCUAAAAGGCUCUUUGAGAACCAUAGGCUAUGGGAUCUGCAUAGACUCCUAUUUAGUAGACUUAACUAUCACAGGUUGGGAAGAUGAUUCCUUUCCCGACAUGGGGCUCCUUCCGACCACUCUGAUUCUUCUUAACAUUACGAGUUGUACUAACCUUGAAACCCUAAACGGCAAGGCCUUUCAACAACUUACCUCCCUUAAAUAUUUGUACAUUCAACAUUGUAGAAGGCUGCGGUGCUUGCCAGAAGAAGGGCUGCCCACUUCACUUUCUCGUUUGAUGAUCAAUGGAUGUCCUUUGGUAAAGCAACACUGUGAGAAAGAAGGAGAAGAUUGGCCUAAGAUUCAGCACAUAACUGAAGUGCAAUUGGUUGAAUGAAGAACGUAUCAAUAAAAUGCUGCAAUGAUCUGUCUAGAUCGAUUGCCUUUGCUUAAGAACUGAAGCUUUAAAAUCAAUGAAGAACCCAAGAACAUAAAGAAAUGCCAGAUUGAUACAAUGACCAAUGCAGUGUUGCUUUCUGGGAGUGAAUUAUCAAGGUAAUUAGUCUUUUUGAUAAUUUAUAUGUCAGUUCAUAAUUAUACAAAUCUGAUAUUUCUUUCGUAAUUACAGUCUUGAAAACAGAUGCUGUGGCUUUAUCUGCAUAAGGACUUAUGUACUAUGGAAGUUGAUGAGGUACAUCUAUCUGAAAAGAGCAUCAUAAACAUAAAAGAAAUGCAACAGGGAUACAAGUACCCCUUGGAUGAUGCUUACUUGGAAGAACUCAACAAAGAAGGGAUCAUCAGCACAUGGACAAGAAGCAGAAGUAGUGGCGGAAAAGACACAAAGAAACAUCCUUCUUGAAUGAAUAUGCCAUGAAUUGUCAAGGAGUUCUGAACUGAAAACGUUGUUCUGGUAAUACAAUUCAAAGAAAAAGACAGAAUAUCCUCAAAUGAAUACCUCUCAAUCAAAUCAGCCCUUGCUUUGGAUAAAAAAUUGAAGUUCUGUUUUAAUAUCUGUAGGAACAAGAAGCUUCUGGAAUUGGCAUUUCUUCUUGUACUGUGGAAGCUUGCUUAAAUCUUCAUUCGCUUUGCUGCUUAAAUCCUUAGUGGCGUGAAUGCCUCUUAGUUUGAUGCUUUGUUUCCUCUAAUUUUCAAUCAUUGAAGUUUUUAUGUGUCCCUCACAGUUGAUCAAGGACCAUUGAGAUUUGUUGUUAUUGAGUUAAAUAGUUGGCUAUGAGGUUUGUAUAUAAUGUUCAAUGAAGUCUCAUUUCAUUAAUGCUAAAUUUUCUAUAAUUUCAAAUGA
This is a messenger RNA of Humulus lupulus (European hop), 7061 nucleotides long. Its product is annotated as putative disease resistance protein At3g14460. Gene Ontology annotation, biological process: defense response to other organism. Gene Ontology annotation, molecular function: protein binding; ADP binding. The record is from RefSeq and is a predicted model, not a curated record. The coding region runs from base 288 to 3965 and encodes 1225 amino acids. The transcript is spliced from 6 exons. NCBI's taxonomy places the organism in Eukaryota, Viridiplantae, Streptophyta, Magnoliopsida, Rosales, Cannabaceae.